Messenger RNA from Punica granatum (pomegranate), 1104 nucleotides. The record is from RefSeq and is a predicted model, not a curated record. NCBI's taxonomy places the organism in Eukaryota, Viridiplantae, Streptophyta, Magnoliopsida, Myrtales, Lythraceae.
AUGAAUGGCCCCGAGUUUGACGAUCUCACUGAAAAGCUCGAAAAGCUUGACCCUUACAUUAGAGCUUCGUAUCACAAGUUCUUGGAGUUGAAUCAAGAUGUCCUAGCUUGGACAAUGGCUGUUGAUGGUCUCUUCUUGUUUGAUUUCCUUUGUCGGAGUGGGAUCGACAAGGAUUUCCUUAAGUCUUCAGAGCAUUUGAAAUUCUUGGCCGAUUCUUCGAGAAGGAAGCAGGCAGAAGAUGCAAUUAUGAGGGACGUGAUGAUGCUCGAGAACCAGAUGCCGAUCUUUGUAUUAGAGAAGCUCUUGACCCUUGAGUACCCUGGGAAUGGGAAAAUCGUCAAGGAAAGCUUCCAGCAGAUUUUGAAAGAAAGGGAAUGCAGAGUCGAAAUUCCUGAUGACAUAUUCAUCGAGGAGAAUGAAGACGUUCAGGGUAUGAAGAACCAGAAUUUCAAUGCCAAGGCGAAAAAAGGCUUUUUCCGUAUAAGUGAAAUUCGUACGGCCAAUAGUGUGGCCAUGAGUUUCUUAGAGUGUGUGGGAAACAAUCCCGUCACAGGUCAGAUGAUGAAACCCCACGUUGAGCUCAUCAUAGGCUUGAUGGAGCUCCCAGUCUCUGAUAUGACAUCAAGUUUAUCAGCUGCCCGGGCCAAACCUCCAGUCACCAGCCAGAACCCGACCACUACUUCCCUCUCCAAAGCGAGCAUUAAGUUCAACACAACCGACUACAUAAAGUCCAUCCACUUUGACAAGGGGACUGCCAUGUUCUUUCUUCCCAUUAUCAAACUAGGAGUCAACUCUGAGGUCAUAAAUCGAAACCUUAUAGCUUAUGAGACGAUGGCAAACAUGUCAAGCUUGAUGUUUGCCCGAUACAUCGAGCUUAUGGACGGGAUCAUAGACACUGAGGAUGACGUCAAGUUGCUCGUCAAGAACAAGAUUAUACUGCCAGAAGUUGGCGAUAGACUUGUGACUGGGGAACCAGCAAAGGUGGGUAUUGAAGACGCGACCUGGCUUGCCCUCCUUGUCGAGGUUACAGAGUUGGGGCUCAUUGAGCCGAUGGUGGAACUCCUAAAGUUAGGGGCCUAUUUGGAGAUGCCCAGUGAGGAGUAG